Syngnathus acus (greater pipefish) is the source of this 1448-nucleotide messenger RNA. It is a transcript of the gene sox17, whose product is annotated as SRY-box transcription factor 17. The record is from RefSeq and is a predicted model, not a curated record. The coding region runs from base 158 to 1246 and encodes 362 amino acids. Lineage: Eukaryota; Metazoa; Chordata; Actinopteri; Syngnathiformes; Syngnathidae. Gene Ontology annotation, molecular function: RNA polymerase II cis-regulatory region sequence-specific DNA binding; DNA-binding transcription activator activity, RNA polymerase II-specific. The transcript is spliced from 2 exons. Gene Ontology annotation, biological process: positive regulation of transcription by RNA polymerase II; anatomical structure morphogenesis; vasculogenesis.
CAACACGCACGGGGAGUCGGUGCGCUUCCCAGCAGCGUCCCUAUGGAGGAGACGAAACAACUGUAAAGUCCCCAAAAGAAGAUUUGCGGCUAAAUUUUUGCACUCUCUUUUGUUUGGAUUUCAACGCUUUUGGUGCAAAAGGUGUGCAGAAAAAGAGAUGAGCAGUCCCGAUGCGGGCUACGCCAGCGACGAUCAGAACCAGGCAAGGUGCGCGAUGUCAGUAAUGAUGCCUGGGAUGAGACACUGCCAGUGGGCCGCCGAGCCCCUCAGCCCCCUCGGGGAGCCCAAAACUAAGAGCGAGGCGGCGGUGGCCGCUGGGGGCGCGGCCGCGGGCAACCAGCAGCCGAGUCGCGGCAAGAGCGAGCCCAGGAUCCGGCGCCCCAUGAACGCCUUCAUGGUGUGGGCGAAAGACGAGCGCAAGCGGCUGGCGCAGCAGAACCCGGACCUGCACAACGCCGAACUCAGCAAAAUGCUCGGCAAGUCGUGGAAGUCGCUACCGGCGCCGGACAAGCAGCCGUUCGUGGAGGAGGCAGAACGUCUGCGAGUUCAACACAUGCAGGACCACCCCAACUACAAGUACCGGCCCCGCAGGCGUAAGCAGGUCAAGCGGAUUAAGCGGCUGGACUCGGGCUUCCUGCUGCAUGGAGCUUCUGAGCAGCGGGCGCUCGGGGAUGGGGCGGGGGGGCCGGCCUACCACGAGCACGCCGGGUUCCCGCCGAUCCCUCAGCAGCAUCAUCAUCAGCCGCCCCUGGGUCACUACCGCUCGGACCCCCUCGGGGGCCCCUCCUACGAGAGCUACAGCCUCCCCACGCCAGACACCUCGCCCCUGGACGCCGUGGACGCCGACUCCAUGUUCUUUCCGCCCCAGGAGGACUGCCACAUGAUGUACGCCUACCACCCACAGGGCAGCGACUACCAGCACCAGGAGUCCCUCCUCCAGCACCAGCAGCAGCACCCUGCUUCCUACGUGGGGUGCCCCAACCCCUUGACGGUCUACUACGGUCACGCCAAGCGACACCCCGGGGCUGGGCAGCUGUCGCCGCCGCCCGACUGCCAGCCGCAUGCCGCGGCCGACAACACCGAGCUGCUCUCCGAGGUGGACCGAAGUGAGUUUGAGCAGUACCUGGGCUCGUCGGCGUACGGGGUCCCGCAUGAGGCCGGAUCACAGGGACCCGAGGGCCUCAUAUCGUCCGUGCUGUCGGACGCCAGUACCGCCGUCUACUACUGCAGCUAUAACAACUCCUAAAACCUCGGCGCUAUGUUGGACAUUUCGACGCAACUCCGAGGCCAGACUACUGAAGGACAUUUAUUUUUUUUAGCAAACACUGUUUUUGAUUUGAUUGCUCGCUCGCGCAGGGAUCUCAAGUAAUUUUGUACAGUCACUAUUUCAGUCUUUUUUUUUUAAUACUUUUGCACUUUUGACUAAUAAAUUUUUGCAAACAAAUCAA